Molecule: messenger RNA, 1449 nt
Organism: Strongylocentrotus purpuratus (purple sea urchin)
Lineage: Eukaryota; Metazoa; Echinodermata; Echinoidea; Camarodonta; Strongylocentrotidae
Product: cytochrome P450 2J2-like
Exons: 4
Coding region: 1-1449 (482 amino acids)
Biological process (GO): xenobiotic metabolic process
Cellular component (GO): intracellular membrane-bounded organelle; cytoplasm
Molecular function (GO): heme binding; oxidoreductase activity, acting on paired donors, with incorporation or reduction of molecular oxygen, reduced flavin or flavoprotein as one donor, and incorporation of one atom of oxygen; iron ion binding
Source: RefSeq, a predicted model, not a curated record
AUGGCCAUGAUCAGCCUAUUAGCUGUUGGAUAUUUCAUCAAGACAAGAGGGUCUCGUUUCCCCGCGGGUCCUCUCGGCGUGCCGGUCUUGGGAUACCUCCCAUUCUUGGACUGCCGACGACUCCAUCGGAGCUUGAUGAGCCUUGGCCGUCGCUAUGGCAACGUUUUCUCGCUCAAGAUCGGCGCGCAGACGGUCGUGGUUCUGAAUAGCGCCGACGUCAUCAGGGAGUGUUUGGUUGGGAAAGCGACGAGUUUUGAUGGACGACCGGUAUGGAUGCUGAACAAGGUUAACCAAGGAAGAGGUAUAGCCAACGAGCAACCCACCAAAAAGUGGCAAGCCCAUCGCAAGGCGUGGUCAAAGGUCACGCGAAGUUUAACCUUGCAUGACCUUGACAUGGAGGGCAAAAUAUCACAUGACAUUGCCCGCAUCCUCUCUGUCUUAGAAUCUAGUCAAGGACAUCCAAUCGAUGUCUCCAAGACAGUACAUAUGGCUCUAUGCAACAUCAUCUGUUCUUUAUGCUUCGGGAAGAGCUUCUCGUACAAUGACCUUGACUUUCAGCACCUACUCAAAAUGGCGGACAAGUUCUUCUGCUACCUUUCAAGCGCCAGUGCUGUGAAUUUCUUCCCGAUUCUUUGGUACUUGCCGCUGAAAGCGAACAAGGCUGUAGCAGAGGGAUACGAGGGUAUCUUUGGUUUUGUGAAGAAUCUCGUGGAGGAGAAGGAGGAUGGAGUAGGGAGGACGCAGGACCGUGGGUUUAUUGAUGUGUGCUUGGAUGAGGCCAAAUCAAAGAAGAACUGUGAUGGUGUCAAAAUGAGAUCAAAGAAGACUUCUGCAGAUAUGCCAGGCAGAAAUAUAGAUUUAAGUACAGAGACUAAAGCUGACAACAGAAAUGACUCCACAUUUUCUGCAGCUUCCCAUUGUCAUCAACCCUGUGGCAACGGCAAGGCAUGCAAAGAAAUGGACGUCGAAGACGAGAAUGAUGUCCUCGAAACACUUGACAAGUACAGUCGACGAGUCAUCUGCGAAGAUGCGACAUACGUAGCGACCGAUAUGUUUAUAGGAGGAGCUGAAACAACACAUGCAGGCAUGGGUGUCGAUACUUACGCUUGUCUGCAGGAGAUCCUUCGCCUCGGCAACGUCAUCCCCAUCGCGAUUCCUCAUGUGACCACCCAUGACGUCACAAUGUCUAAUGGAUGCCAUCUCCCCCAAGGGACCACUGUCUUGUCCAACCUCUACGCUUGUCACAUGGACCCUAGUGCCUGGGAAAGCCCCACAGAGUUCCGGCCGGAGAGGUUCCUGGAUUCGGAAGGCAAUCCAAAGCGAUUUGAUCACUUCAUGCCCUUUUCAAUAGGUAAAGAUGACGCAGUUGAUGUGUUGGUCCCAAGCACAAUUUACCCCAUCCCAGUGGUGCGUUCAGAUAUUUCUAAUACAAGAGGUACGAUUCCAUGA